Molecule: messenger RNA, 2095 nt
Organism: Phragmites australis (common reed)
Lineage: Eukaryota; Viridiplantae; Streptophyta; Magnoliopsida; Poales; Poaceae
Product: transcription factor bHLH123-like
Exons: 7
Coding region: 159-1823 (554 amino acids)
Biological process (GO): regulation of transcription by RNA polymerase II
Cellular component (GO): nucleus
Molecular function (GO): RNA polymerase II cis-regulatory region sequence-specific DNA binding; protein dimerization activity; DNA-binding transcription factor activity, RNA polymerase II-specific
Source: RefSeq, a predicted model, not a curated record
CUCUGCUCCUCCUAUCGAUCACCUCCACACAAAGCCAAAUUCAUUCUCCCCCGGCCCUCUCCUCUCCUCCCCCCACCCCACCACCAACUACACCACCCACGCACAAGAGAGAAGCUCAGCUCAGCUUGCACCAGCCGCUGCCUGCCGCGUGCGCGUGCAUGCAGUGGAUGGCGCAGGAGGGCUCCGAGGCCUCCGUCGCCAGCUCGCCGCCGCCGCCUCCCCCGCCGUCGGCCUCCGCGUCCACAUCCUCCGCGGCGGUGUCCUCCUGGUGGAGAGACAUGCACCCGGCCUCCUACGCCUCCUGGCCGCCCCCGCCGGCCGUGGCAACACGGUGGCCCUCGCUGGCAGCCACGCAGCACCAGCACCACGGCCGGACGACGUCCUCCGGCGCCGACGACGACCUCUCGGCCUCCAACGCCACCAUGACGUCCUUCACCAACACCUCCACCAACCACUCCGGCCUCAGCAUGGACUCCUCCGUCCCCGAAGCGGCCGCCGUCGCCGCCGAGAGCCACCUCUGGAACCAAGUCCUCAUGGGCGCCGGCGGCGAGGUCGGGAGGAGCAUGCAGGCCGUGCACGACGCCCAUGACGACAGUGAGAACUUCCUCGAGCUGCUCAACUCGAGGACGCUCGCGCCGGAGCUCUUCGCUGAGCCACCGGCCUGCGACUACCUCAAGAAGAUGGAGUACGGCAGCAGCCACGCCGGCGGCGGCGGUUGGCCGGACCACCACUUCACGGAGGCCGCGCUGGAGAAGCACCUGAGAUCGGGGUACGGCGGCGCGCUCGCGCACCAGCACCAGCACCACCACCACCACCACGCGGCAUCGGCCGCAACACCAGAGCGGCUCACGGCGAACCUGUCGGACCUGGUGAGCAACUGGUCCAUCGCACCGCCCAACCCGUGCCUCGCCGACGCCCAACACCUUGCCGGCGCCGGCGCGCCAUGCGAUAACGCCGCGGUUGCCGCCAUGGGCCACGGCGCCAAGGCCGGCUUAUUCCUGGACUCCGGCGGCGUCUGCAAGCACGAGAUGGGCGGCCACGGAGCGAUGCUGCAGGAAGCAGGCGGGGGCAGCAGCACCGGCGGCCAAGAAUUUCUCCGGCCUAAUUGUCUAGGGUACAACUCCAUGCUCGGGCUAAGCAGCAACAGGAUGUACGGCGCCGGCGCCGGCGCCAUGGACAUGGCGUGGGGGAACAAUGCCAGCGCGGGGAGGAGCCUGUCCGACCUGGUAUCGUUCGGCGGGGCGCUGGGAAAGCCGGAGCCGGCUACCGGGCCGACGAAGACGCCAGCGGAGUACAAGAAGCAAGGGCAGGAGAUCUCGUCUCCGGCUACGAAUAGUGGCGGCGGCAGCAAGGGGAGCUCGGCGGCGAGUGAGGGGAAGAAGAAGAGAUCGGAGGAGCGGCAGGGGUCGGAGGGGAACGCCAAAAAGUCCAAGAACGAGGCCUCCUCGCCCACGUCGUCGCUCAAGUCAUCGCAGUCGCAGAUGCCAAAAGUGAAGUUAGGAGACAAGAUCACUGCACUACAACAGAUCGUUUCACCAUUUGGAAAGACCGAUACGGCAUCAGUUCUGUAUGAGGCGAUAAAUUACAUCAAGUGGUUGCAUGAGCAAGUUCAGUUGCUGAGUGAUCCAUACAUGAAGACAAGCAGUAGCAAGGAGUACAAUACGUGGGGAGGAUUGGAUAGGAAGGAGAAAUCAGAGACAGAGAUCGACCUGAGGAGUAGAGGCCUGUGCUUGGUACCGGUCUCGUGCACACCUCAAAUGUACAGAGAUAACAACGGCCUGGAUUACUGGACGCCACCAUAUAGAAGCUGCUUAUACCGAUGAAUUGAUUAAUUAUUGCUGUUAUUCGAUUAGUUACCUUACCGAGUGGUAAUAAUUUGUGGUGAAUAUAUAUUGUUAAAGAAGACACAAUCACAAUUAGCUGCAUAAGUUUAGGGUUUAAUUUGUGAACCACAAGUUAAUUUAAAUUAAACCCCCGAUGUAUCUGGUUUGUUAACUAGAUGGUGUGUUUAUCUCAAAGAUCAAUUUGAUCGGCACUGAUAGUGCUGUGGUAUUAAUUCUUUUUAAUUUGCUCCGUCUGAGAGAUAUCUGAUCAA